AUGCAAACACAAGGACGUGCCUUCAUCGUCGUACCUCAAACAUGGACGCCUCCUUCUACUCCUCUUCUCCCUCCCUUCCAUCUCCUCAACCCUUUCACCUUUCCCGUUUCCUCUCCUACCUUUUCGCUCCCUUACUCCCUCCUCCGGUUCCUCCUCCUGGUCCUCCUGGCCUCCCUUUGUUCGCUGCCCCGCCCGGCUCAGGCCUCCUUGUUCCGGGUCGGGGUCGUGGGUCCGUGGGGGUGCGACCCGCUCUUUGCCAAGGCCCUCCCCAGUGUGGCGGCUCAGCUCGCCGUCAACCGCAUCAACAAGGACCCCUUACUGUCCCGCGCUGCAACGUUCGACUACAUCGUGAUGCAGGAGCCAUGUGAGACAUCGAAGGGUCUGGAGAAGUUCAUUGGUUUCCACACCAAGGCGUCCGGGUACAUCGGACCGGCGAACCCUGGCUACUGCGACGCUGCUUCGAUGCUGAGCAAAGGAUGGAACAAAGCCUUGUUUCCUUGGAGUUGUGUCGGCUACGAGCUGGACGACGUCGGGAGCCAUCCGACCUUCGCCCGCUCGGCGCCGAGGCCCACCAUGGUGCUGCUCAGCGUCAUCAACUACUUCAGAUGGGCCAACGUCGCCAUCAUCGCGUCCUCAGAGGACAUCUGGGUGGAGACGGCCACCAAGGUAGCUGAUUCCUUAAGAAGCCACGGCCUGCCGGUCCGUAUGGUCAGUUUCAUGGAGAACACGCCUCACAGCAUCAGACGAACUCUGACGAAGCUCCGCAAGAUGAGAGAAAUACGGCUGGUGAUCCUCUGCAUGCACUCGGCUCUGAUCGGCGGCGGCGCCCAGAAGCAGCUCUUGGAGGCGGCCUACGACCUGCAGCUGAUCGACGGCUCGCUGGUGUUCGUGCCGUACGACGCCCUGCUCUACAGCCUGCCGUACCGCAACGUCACCUACCCGGCCCUGAAGAGGAACGCGAAGCUGCUGCGGGCCUACGACGCCGUGCUCACCAUCACCAUCGACUCGCCACGGGUUUCCUUCUACGAGGCCUACGGGGAGGCCAUGGAGAGGGGGGAGGUGGCCAGGACGCUGACGCCUCAGCAGGUGUCUCCACUCUUUGGCACCAUCUACAGCUCCGUCCUCUUCAUGGCUCACGCGGUGAAUCGGGUGAGGGAGGCGCGGGAGUGGAUGUCUGGGGGAAACCUGGCGAGACAAACCAUCAACCUGGACUUCCAGGGCUUCAGUCACCCGAUCAGAACCAACGGCUCCGGAGCAGCUCUGCUGGAAUACCUCAUCCUGGACACGGACGGACUCUCCCCGGAGCUGAGGCCGACGUACAGGAUCAACAUGGAGGCGGGUUUGGUGCGUUUCAUGGGUCGAGAAAUCCACUUCCCUCGUGGCUACGGACCCAGGAAGGACUCCUCCUGCUGGUUUACUCCUGGAGUCCUCUGCUCGGGGGGCGUGGAUCUGUUCUCGACCAUCGGCAUGUUUCUCGGAGCGAUGGCCGCCUCUGUUUUCGGCGUGCCAUUUCUUUUCUGCAUCAGGCGACGCAUCAAUCAGAUCCUACUGGUGAAGGGCCCGAACAGGAUCUUGCUGACGCUGGCUGACGUCACGUUCAUCAACCCGUCGCUUAGCAACAAGAAGAUGAGUAUGGACGACAGCAGGGCGAGCGGUGUGAAGAGCUUGUCAGACGCCACAUCGCCGGUCUCCACCCAAUCACCGGCUACCUACGAGAACUCCAACAUCGUCAUCUUCGAGGGCGACUGGGCCUGGCUGAAGCGACUUCCCGACGGGUUGUUUAGCAGAAUCACCCCCAAAACCAGCCAUGUGUUUGAGCUGAUGAAGGACAUGCGUCACGAGAACGUGAACCCUUUCCUGGGCUUCUUUCACGACUGCGGCGUCUUCGCCAUCGUGACGGAGUUCUGCUCCAGAGGGAGUCUGGAGGACCUGCUGUUCAACGACGAAGUCAAACUCGACUGGAUGUUCAAGUCGUCGCUGCUGCUGGAUUUAAUUAAGGGUAUGAAGUACCUCCACCACCGCGGCGUGUCCCACACUCGUCUCAAGUCCCGUAACUGCGUGGUAGACGGGCGCUUUGUCCUGAAGAUCACCGACUACGGCUACAAUGAGGUCCUGGAGGCCCAGAGGUUCUCCUACAUGGAACAACCUGCAAACGAGCUGCUGUGGACGGCUCCAGAGAUCCUGAGGAGCGGACAGCCGGAGCUCCACGGGUCGCCGCCCGGAGACGUUUACAGCUUCGCCAUCAUCAUGCAGGAGGUGGUGGUGAGGGGGCCUCCAUACUGCAUGAUGGACAUGCCCGCCACAGAAAUAAUAGAGAAGUUGCGUAAGCCUCCUCCGCUGUUUCGCCCGGUGGUCAGUCCGGACUACGCUCCUCUAGAGUGCAUCCAGCUGAUGAAACAGUGCUGGAACGAACUGCCCGAAAAGAGACUGAGCUUUGAGGAGAUCUUUGACCAGUUUAAGAACAUCAACAAAGGGAAGAAGACCAACAUCAUCGACUCCAUGCUGAGGAUGCUGGAGCAGUACUCGUCCAACCUGGAGGAGCUGAUCCGGGAGCGAACGGAGGAGCUGGAGAUCGAGAAACAGAAGACGGAGAAGCUGCUGACUCAGAUGCUGCCGCCCUCUGUGGCCGAGGUUCUGAAGGUCGGCGGUACGGUGGAACCGGAGCACUUUGACAGCGUGACGCUUUACUUCAGCGACAUCGUCGGUUUCACCACCAUCUCGGCCAACAGCGAACCCAUCGAGGUGGUCGACCUUCUCAACGACCUCUACACCAUCUUUGACGCCAUCAUAGGAAACCAUGACGUCUACAAGGUGGAGACUAUAGGCGAUGCUUACAUGGUGGCGUCGGGCGUUCCUGUUCCUAACGACAACCGGCACGCUGCAGAGAUAGCCAACAUGUCGCUGGACAUCCUGAGCGCCGUGGGAUCCUUCAAAAUGAGACACAUGCCCGAUGUUCCUGUCAGGAUUCGUAUCGGACUACACACAGGUCCAUGUGUAGCAGGUGUGGUAGGUCUCACGAUGCCUCGCUACUGUCUGUUUGGAGACACAGUGACCACCGCCUCUCGUAUGGAGUCCAGCGGGUUGCCCUACAGGAUCCACGUUCAGCAGAGUACAGUGAAAAUCCUGCAGGACUUAAAUCUCGGCUACAAGUUCGAGUUGAGAGGAAAGAAAGAAGUCAAGGGGAAAGGAGUCGAGGAGACCUACUGGCUCGUAGGAAAAGAUGGAUUUAACAAACCUCUUCCUGUUCCUCCAGAGGUCACUUCCGGCGUCCAAAAGGACCUGAAGCAUCUGUUCCACAAGGCGGUGAAGAAGAUCACUCACGUCCGCAUCGUGACCCAACUCUACGUCCCCGAAGAGGACGGCAACGCCAUCAUGUCGCACCUAAACUAUAACCUUUAA
Molecule: messenger RNA, 3399 nt
Organism: Anoplopoma fimbria (sablefish)
Lineage: Eukaryota; Metazoa; Chordata; Actinopteri; Perciformes; Anoplopomatidae
Gene: gc2
Product: guanylyl cyclase 2
Exons: 23
Coding region: 1-3399 (1132 amino acids)
Biological process (GO): cGMP biosynthetic process; intracellular signal transduction; protein phosphorylation
Molecular function (GO): ATP binding; peptide receptor activity; protein kinase activity
Source: RefSeq, a predicted model, not a curated record